Molecule: messenger RNA, 1566 nt
Organism: Penicillium manginii
Lineage: Eukaryota; Fungi; Ascomycota; Eurotiomycetes; Eurotiales; Aspergillaceae
Exons: 4
Coding region: 1-1566 (521 amino acids)
Source: RefSeq, a predicted model, not a curated record
AUGCGUCCUCUACGCUCCUUGCUUCCAGCUGUGCUUUUUGGCACAGCAUCUGCCAAAAUGAAUUGGUCACCAUGCAACGAGACCGAGUCGAACCCCAUUUUCGCACGCUUCCAAUGCGCAACUUUGGACGUCCCUUUUGACUAUACCAAUUCCAACUCAACCGAUACACUUUCACUCCAGCUAAUCAAGAUCCCUGCACCGCUGGGAUCAAAGGGGAGUAUCCUCGCCAACCCCGGCGGACCAGGCCAACCGGGGCGCAAAGGAAUCGCGCAGCUUGCGUCGCCUCUUAUACCUUUGACCGGCGGCGAGUACGACCUUAUCUCGUUUGACACCCGAGGCACGGAAAACACCAUCCCGUUUGAGUGUACCCAAGACGCGAUUGAUCAAUUUGCAAUGUACAAGGCGAUCGUACCCGGGAAUAGCUCCGAGGGAGCGGUAGGGAUGCUCUGGGCGCGUGGGACAAUUGACGGCGAGCAGUGUGCAGCAAAUGCGUCGAGGGUCGGGUCCGUUCUGACGACGGCAUUUGUGGCCAGGGACAUGAUGCAGAUUGUGGACGCCCUGGAGGAAGAUGGGCUGCUCCGAUACUGGGGCGCAACAGUGGCGGCCAUGUUCCCGGAUCGAAUGGACAAGAUCAUCCUGGACGGAGUACAGAAUCCGCACGAGUACUACCAUUCAACUGCCAACAUCGAAGAAUGGUCAGAUGCCGACGCCGCCUUCUCCGACCUCUUUGCUCAUUGCGUCAAGGCCGGCCCCAAGCUCUGUCCCCUAGCAGCCCACAACCAGACCGCCGCAGCCCUGGAAGAAAUGACAUGGCGACUCCUCGACCGCGUCAAAACUCAUCCAAUCCCAGUGGGUCCAAUGCUGCUUGACUACUCUGGGCUGAAGGGCUAUUUCCAGCAAACUAUGUAUGGAAUGAGAAAUUGGCCGGCUUUAAUGAAGCUCCUCAACAAAAUUAUUUUUGAUGGCAAGUACGAUGGCAUGGAAAGCACCCUGCAGACAACAGCCCAGACCCUCAGCACAGACCCGGUGAUGCGCGAAGCAACCAGGAGGGCCGUUAUCUCACUCGCCGGUAUUUAUUGUGGUGAUAAUCAGGCCCGCACAGACUCACUGCUCGACUUCCUGCCUACCAUCAGGGCGCUCUACAACACGAGCCGACUGUCUGGGGACGGCGCCAUUGGAUCCUACAUGGGCUGUCAACAGUGGAAGAUCAAGCCCAAAGAGGUAUUCCGUGGUCCGUUUCAAGCAAAGACUAAAACUCCUAUUUUGAUCAUUGGCAACACGCUGGACUCGCACACACCACUAAAGUCGGCGCAUAAUGUUAGCGCUGGGUAUGAGGGAAGUGUGGUGCUUGAAGUCAAUGGAAAUGGGCAUGCUUCUAAUAGUGUGCCGAGUAUGUGUUUAUUUGAGAAGACAACGGCGUUUUGGAAGAAUGGCACUCUGCCAGAGGAGGGCACAGUUUGUGAGAGAGAUGUAGAGCCUUUUACAGGUGUUUGGUGGCCUGAGGUCCUCAAGGAGGGUGGUGUUGAUGAGGCUUUGCUAACUUACGAUUCUGGUGUUAGUACUUAG